Messenger RNA from Salvia miltiorrhiza (redroot sage), 3233 nucleotides. Its product is annotated as receptor-like kinase TMK4. The record is from RefSeq and is a predicted model, not a curated record. The coding region runs from base 153 to 2921 and encodes 922 amino acids. The transcript has 2 exons. Gene Ontology annotation, molecular function: protein kinase activity; ATP binding; protein binding. Gene Ontology annotation, biological process: protein phosphorylation. NCBI's taxonomy places the organism in Eukaryota, Viridiplantae, Streptophyta, Magnoliopsida, Lamiales, Lamiaceae.
AUUUAAAAAAACAAGUUCCGCCCACCCUUGAAGCAGGUGUGCGCCAUACACAAAAACACAAUUACAAAUACAGAUACUAAUAAAAACAUAGGCAGCCGCAAAACACAACACAACUCAACUUUCUUCUUCUCCUUCUCUCUCCAUCAGCCCCCAUGGCCACGCGCCACCGCGGCCUCCGCCUCCUCUCCUUCCUCAGCCUCAUUUGCCUCUCCGCCGCGGACGACUCCGCCGCCAUGUCCAAGCUCCUGUCCUCCCUCUCCACGCCCCCUCGCGGCUGGUCCUCCUCCGCCCACUUCUGCACCUGGAACAACGUCAAGUGCGACUCCACCAACUCCUUCGUCACCAGCAUUAACCUCGACUCCGCCGCCGUCUCCGGCACUCUGCCUCCCGAAACCAACCAGCUCUCCCAGCUCCAAUCCCUCGCCGUCCAGCAAAACUCCCUUACCGGAGCCCUACCUUCCUUCCAAAAUAUGACCUCUCUCGAGCAACUCUACCUCGACAACAAUGAUUUCACUUCAAUCCCCAACAACUUCCUCGCAGGCCUCACCAAUCUCCAGGUUUUCAGCAUAAGUGAAAACAACAAGCUCGCUUCCUGGCAAAUCCCAACUUAUUUGACCGAUAGUUCAAAUCUUGUCAAGUUCUACGCCAGCAAUGCUAGCAUUAAUGGCGUCAUUCCAGACAUUUUCGAUUCCUUCCCCAAUUUGCAGGAUUUGAGGCUAUCCUACAACAACUUGACCGGAUCUCUGCCGGGAUCUUUCUCCGGAUCGGAGAUUCGGAAUCUGUGGCUCAACAAUCAGGACCAAGGCUUAUCUGGAAGUAUCGAUGUGCUUUCUGAUAUGUCUCAGCUGUCACAGGUUUGGCUGCACGCUAAUGCGUUUUCCGGUGGAAUUCCCGAUUUAUCAAAGUGCACAAAUCUGUUUGAUCUGCAGCUGAGGGAUAAUAGGUUUACUGGGAUAGUGCCGCCUUCUUUGAUUAACUUGCCCAAUCUUCUUAACAUUACAUUGCAAAACAAUAAGCUGCAGGGCCCUUACCCUAAGUUUCCAGAUAGAAUUCAAACUAAUUUAGGGCCUACUACUAAUAGCUUCUGUUUGGAUCAACCGGGGCCGUGUGAUCCGCAGGUCAGCGCGCUUCUUGAUGUGGCAGGUGCUCUCGGGUAUCCAAUGGCGCUGGCGGAGGCGUGGGAAGGGAACAAUGCUUGCCAAGAAUGGCGAUUCAUCAUCUGCGAUUCGCAGAGGAGGAAUGUGACGCUUGUCAACAUGGGGAAGCAGGGGUUUUCAGGCACUAUAUCGCCUGCCUUUGCCAAUCUCACUUCGUUGAGGACUUUGGUGUUGAGUGAUAACAGGCUCACUGGUGAGAUCCCUUCUGUCUUGACUACUUUGCCGCAGCUUCAGACAUUUGAUGUGUCGAAUAAUAAUUUAACGGGGCCGAUUUUGAGCUUUCCUCAUAAUGUGAGUUUUUCAUAUGGUGGAAAUGUGUUGCUUGGUAAGAGUGAUAGUAGUGGUGGUGGUGGUGGAGGUGGUGCCGGUGGAUCCGGUGCGAAUCCGAGCCAGUCGGAUGGGGGCUCUGGAUCUUCGAAGAAGUCUCCAUCGGUUGGUAUGGUUGUUGGGGUGGUUAUAGCUGUUCUUGUUUUUGUUGGAAUUCUGUUGUUUGUGUCUUAUAAAUGCUAUUUGAAGAGACGGCAUAAGAGGUUUAGGGUGAUUGAGGGGUCUGAGCAGGGGAAGGAGAUGGUUAUGAGCAAUGGAGUGAGUGGAUAUGCCGGUGUCUCGAGUGAGAUCAUGAGCCAGAGCAGUGGUGAUCAUAGCGAGAUGCCCGUUUUCGAGGGUGGCAACGUUGCCAUCUCGAUUCAGGUUCUUAGGCAAGUGACGGAUAAUUUCAGUGAAGAGAAUAUCUUGGGUAGAGGAGGGUUUGGGGUCGUGUACAAGGGCGAGUUGCACGAUGGGACCAAGAUUGCAGUCAAGAGGAUGGAGUCGGGUGCUAUGGGUACGAAAGGGAUGAAUGAGUUUCAGGCAGAGAUCGCGGUCCUAACCAAAGUUCGUCACAGACACCUGGUUGCUCUUUUAGGUUACUGUAUAAACGGCCAUGAGAGGCUCUUGGUGUAUGAGUACAUGCCGCAGGGGCAUUUAGGCCAGCAUUUGUUUGAAUGGGAGGAACAUGGCUAUCAGCUUCUCACCUGGAAGCAACGGGUGACAAUAGCGUUGGAUGUGGCCAGAGGAGUCGAGUAUCUGCACAGUUUGGCGCAGCAGAGUUUCAUUCACAGAGAUUUGAAGCCGUCAAAUAUACUCCUGUCUGAUGACAUGAGAGCCAAGGUGGCAGAUUUUGGAUUGGUGAGAAAUGCACCUGAUGGCAAGUAUUCUGUUGAGACGCGGUUGGCUGGAACAUUUGGGUAUCUUGCACCUGAAUAUGCUGCUACUGGAAGAGUGACAACGAAAGUCGAUGUCUACGCCUUUGGAGUUGUGUUAAUGGAGAUUUUAACUGGUAGAAAAGCCCUCGAUGAGAACAUGCCAGACGAGAGGUCCCAUCUGGUGACAUGGUUCCGCAGGGUCCUUAUCAGCAAAGAAAACCUCCAGAAGUCCAUCGACCAGAACCUUCAACCAGACGAUGAAACUUAUGAAAGCAUCUGCAAGGUUGCCGAGCUGGCUGGCCAUUGCACUGCUCGUGAGCCAUUCCAGAGGCCCGACAUGGGGCAUGCAGUGAACGUCCUGGGACCUCUCGUGGAGCAGUGGAAACCUUCUAGAACCCCGGAGGACGAAGGUGAUGGUGUCAACCUCCACAUGAGCCUCCCUCAAGCCCUACAGAGAUGGCAAGCCGAUGAGGGUACUUCUAGAAUGUUCGAUGAUUUCUCCUACAGCCAGACGCAGUCGAGCAUCCCUUCGAAACCUUCUGGAUUCGCGGACACGUUUAGCUCCACGGAUUGUAGAUGAUACAAAAAGCAGUUUCAUUUCGUGAUCAAAGGAUAACUGGAGAAUCACAUACAGGUUAAGUUUAAGUCUGUUUUGGAAUAUGUUGCAUUUCGUAUGUUGUAUUUAAUUUUCCUUCACCUCAUUUUUGAGCCUCAAAAGGAAGAUUGCUAGUUGUAUUUAAUUUAUUCUUUUUUUUCACUUGACUUGUACAAUAUUAUAGCUCUAUCCUCCCCCACUUUUGAUAGUAAACUUGGAAAAAGAAAUGUAUUGAUGGAUUGUGUUGAUCUAACUCUUUGAAGUCAAGAAAUCAAUUUUGAAAAUUCAACAUGGAAA